Populus nigra (black poplar) is the source of this 1391-nucleotide messenger RNA. RefSeq lists its product as uncharacterized. The record is from RefSeq and is a predicted model, not a curated record. Gene Ontology annotation, molecular function: phosphoric diester hydrolase activity. Bases 246 to 1202 code for a protein of 318 amino acids. Gene Ontology annotation, biological process: lipid metabolic process. The transcript has a single exon. Lineage: Eukaryota; Viridiplantae; Streptophyta; Magnoliopsida; Malpighiales; Salicaceae.
AUUAUUGCGGGGAAAAAAGAAAAUUCUCUGGAGGGAAAGAAAUGGUCUUUCUAAUCUGUUUUUAUAAUCUCAGAAGCAUUUACUGUAUAGUAAUUACUUCCAAUUAACGUUACAAUGCUGUAUAUUAAAACCCACAAGCCAACUCUUUUUCUGUGCAAUAAAGCCUGCCCACCUACCUACAACCAGAAAAGGCAAGGAAAAGGAAGAACUCAACGUUCUUCUUCUUCUUCCUGACAUAAGAAAAAAUGGGUUCUCAGGUCUCUAAACAGUUGGAAAAGCGUAAAGCAAUCUCAACAGAGAAAAAAGCUCUAGUUGAUCUUGAAGGGAACUCUGGAGAAACGUAUCCUGGUUCUGAUUAUCGCCCUUCUGACAGGAAGAAUUGGAUGGCUGGGCUCAACCCAGAGAAGCUUCACAUAAACCAAAUUUUAUGGCCUGGAACCCAUGAUUCUGCUACCAAUAAGAUUGGCAUCCCAAUGAUUACUCGACCUUUCGCCCAAUGCCAGUCUUUGUCCAUCUACCGUCAGCUUUGUGUAGGCACCAGAGUUCUUGAUGUUAGGGUUCAGGAAGAUCGUCGCGUCUGCCAUGGAAUCUUGAAAACAUAUAGUGUUGACGUUGUUAUCCAAGAACUCAAGAAAUUCUUGUCAGAAACUCAGUCAGAGAUCGUAAUUCUUGAGAUCAGGACGGAGUUUGGUCAUGAUGAUCCUCCAGAAUUUGACAAGUACUUGGAAGAACAACUUGGAGAAUAUCUGAUCCAUCAGGAUGAUAAUGUUUUUGGCAAGACAAUUGCAGAAUUGUUGCCAAAGAGGGUAAUUUGUGUAUGGAAGCCAAGGAAAUCACCAGCUCCGAAACACGGAAGCCCGCUGUGGAGCGCCGGAUAUUUGAAAGAUAAUUGGAUUGACACAGAUCUACCAUCAACCAAAUUUGAAAGUAACAUGAAGCAUUUAAGUGAGCAACCACCAGUAUCGUCAAGGAAAUUCUUUUAUAGAGUGGAAAAUACUGUUACACCACAAGCAGAUAAUCCGAUUGUGUGUGUUAAACCUGUGACAAACCGGAUUCAUGGAUAUGCUAGGGUGUUCAUAACUCAGUGCUUCUCAAAGGGCUGUGCUGAUAAGUUGCAGAUCUUCUCUACAGAUUUUAUUGAUGAGGAUUUUGUUGAAGCAUGUGUUGGAUUAACACAGGCAAGGGUUGAAGGGAAGGCUUAAUUUGUCUAAUCUUCCGGAGUUCUUGUUCUCAUUUUAGAGAUUUUUAUUAUGAGCCAUUAUCUCAUGUGAUUAGUUUCUGGGUGGAAGAAUUGCUCCAUUAUCCUUAAUGGGGCAGACUGUUCAUUUGUCUGUAUGUAUGCUAAAUUAUUUGUUUGUGAUGUAUAAAGGAUUUGUAUGUUGGUGUUGGAA